Letharia columbiana is the source of this 516-nucleotide messenger RNA. RefSeq lists its product as uncharacterized. Gene Ontology annotation, molecular function: D-amino-acid oxidase activity; FAD binding. The transcript has 3 exons. The record is from RefSeq and is a predicted model, not a curated record. Lineage: Eukaryota; Fungi; Ascomycota; Lecanoromycetes; Lecanorales; Parmeliaceae. Bases 1 to 516 code for a protein of 171 amino acids.
AUGUAUUUAGAGAUUGUCCCGUCUACUCUCUACUGGUCCUCUUCAGCCUCUGAGAUUAGUCCUCAAUUAUGGUGGCGCUCAAUCGUCGAGAAUUUCAGCUAUCUACCAGCAAAUCAAUUUCCUGAAGGCAUCCAAUCAGCAGUAGGCUUUACAACAAUCUGCAUCAAUGUUCCCCGCCAUCUCAAUUAUCUUCUGUCCACCUUCCUUGCCAUGGGUGGGAAGCUUGUCAAAGCUCGUCUGCCGACGGACAAAGGACUUCCAGGAGCUUUGAGAUUUGCGGCCUCUUUGGCGAUGAGUCAAGAACCACAUGAGAGGCUCAUUUGUGUGAACGCGAGUGGGUUGGGAGCGAAAGCGCUGGUACCGGAUGAUGCUAUGUUCCCUGUGAGAGGACAGACCGUGCUGGUGAAGGGGGAGGCGAAGUAUGCAAAGACGAUGAACGAAAACAAGUAUGUUAUUCCACGACCGGGAAGCGGGACGACGAUUCUAGGCGGUACUAGGGAGGUUGGGAAUUGGUGA